ACACGAUAUUGGACGACACAAAAAUGGUUCAGGCGCAUAUAUACGCAUGAACCCCGAUGAACACCAGGUAAAUGCGCUCUGAAAAAGCGGUUUUAUAUGAGCGGUUAUUGGAUGCAGCACUGUGCAGCUAUGUCUGGUCAAAUGUACCAGAAUUGGUGCGUAAAUUGAGGAAACAUGACGUUAAUAAGGAGGCUUUGUGUGAAAUUGUGCUUGCAGAAUAUCGUCUAGAAGAACAGACAAAAGCGGAGAAAGAGGGGGAUAUAAGGGAUAAAAUCCUUGGGAAGAUCUUUGUUGAUGCUCAUGAUGUGUUGUCGGUAGUUGAUGAAGGGUUUUUGAACGAGAUUAUGGGGAUAAUUAUGAAAUUUUUGAAUGGAGUUGAAACACAGCAUGAAAAACUGCAUGCGCGUACUGUUUUGAGUCAUAUUUACUUUUUAAAAUCGGAAUAUAGUCGUGCUUUGGAGACAAUAAGUUCAUAUUGUGAAAUAACAUCAAUUUUAGAGAGUUCAGGGUAUUGUUUAUUUAAUAUAAUCAAAGGAUAUGUUAUUAAAGGUUUGUCUCAAGAAUGUAUGUAUGAGGCAUCAUUAGCAAUUGAGACGUAUAAAUCAGCAGUUUAUGCAAUAGAACAGAUAAAACAUAGAAGAAUUCCUGAAAAGUCGCGGGAAUGGCUUGAUAUAAUAUAUUACAGGUCAUGUCUUUUACUCUUAAAGUCAGAUCCAUAUAAUUCAAUUAAAUCAGGAUAUUUAGAUAAUUCUAUAUCUCUAAUUAAGAAGGAGUUGUAUUCUGCGGCUGUAUGUCGCUUUUAUUAUCAGUUACUUUCUGAGUUAUUGAAUAAUAGUAUUUCAUGUGAUAGUUCUAAAGAUCAGCCAUCAAAUUCAGAAGAUUCUGAUCUUUCUUUUUCUUUAUCAGAGUUAGAGCCUAUUAUUCUAAAAAUAGAGCCUAUAUAUAGGAAUUUAUUAACACAAGUUGUUAAUUUUCCUAAAGCUGGUAAAUUAAAUGGUAUUAUCUUGGAAUAUGUGGAUCUAGUUAUGAUGAAUUGGAAGAAUACGGGCAAGGGAUUGGAUUAUGCAGAAGCAAUUGUAGAAACCAUCUAUUAUGCCAUCAAUAAAACAUAUAAGUCUCAUCGUCUUAUACGGUACUUGAUGGAGGUCUUAACUUUCCUAAGGAACUAUGACGAGGCAUGCUGUGCAUUUGAUUUAUAUGUUGAAUUGGUUGAAAGAGCUAAAAUUUCACCUUUUCGUCAAGAAAAUAUGUUAUCUAGAAAUGAGACAAUAGAACAAGACACUGGACAGGACUAUGAUGAUGAUAUUACGGUUCUAGAGACUUAUAUAGAUGGGAUAAAGUUAUAUAUUAUUCAUUAUAAUGAUUUUGAGAAGGCAUUGGUAAUUUCUAAGAAAUUACGUCAUGCAUUGGAUACUUUAGAACCUUCAAAGCACCGUAAAAUUAUUAGUGAUAUUUGGGAGGCAAUUGGAAUAACAUAUAGUUGUCAAUCUAUGAAAACUUAUGAAGCUUCUGAGAGGCCGUCUAUACAGCAAGAUGCUGUUAAUGCUUUUAAAAAGUCUUUGGAAUAUGUUCCUGAUAAGAAAUCUAGUCUAUACCAUUUGGCAUUUCAAUAUGCUGAACAAAGGGAAAUAACAGAUGCAAUUUUAACAAUUAAGAAUGUUGUUUCUCAGAAAUAUAAGUUGUAUCAAUCAUUUCAUCUUCUUUCACUUUUAUUAUCUACUAGAGGUGAAUAUAGUCAAGCUAUUCAGAUUUGUGAGGUUGCAAUUCAAAUAUCAGGUGUUGAAACAGGGGGUAAUUUCUCUCAUUUAGAUUAUAAAGAUCUUGAAAGCCUUGUUGAGAUAAAGAUUACACUUUGUGCACUCUUAGAGGCAAGGGAUGGUAUAGAUGUUGCUAUUGAAAUGUAUAAAAACAUUUUUAAUUUCUAUGGAAAAGUUUUUAAGACAGAAUAUCCUUUUCCUGUCUUUGAAAUAUUGGAUUCAGCUCCUAUGGAAACUAUUUCUUCUGUACUUCUUAGUGAAAAUAAAGAAGUAAUGAUUAAGUCAUUUGAAGAACGGUUAUCAAGUCAUGUUUUUUUGCAAAGAUAUACUUCUAGUCAAUUGCCAUUGUUUAAUCCUUCAAGAAGAUCUAUGUCUCUUUGUUCUUUAAAUAGUAAUAUUCAUGAUUUAAGUUUGAAAUUAAAACAUAAAUAUUCAUCAUUGGAUCAUUCUGAUUUGAAUGUUUCUCGUAUUAGUCAAUUGUCUUUAGAAAAUGGGUAUCAAAAUAGGAUUUCAUCAUUUAAACAAUCUGAAUCUUAUCAUUAUUAUUUAAAAAAAGAACAAAAGAAAAUAUCCAAGCGUUGUUUAAGGAAGAUAUGGUUAGUUUUUUCAUCUUUAUGUUGUCGUGCUUCAAGAUGGAAUGAAUCUUUAAUGUCUAUUAAAGAGGCAGAAAAAAUUGGGUUGUUUCAUCCUGAUGUACAUACUCAGUGGGGUAUCUUUUAUUAUUAUUUAAAUAAAUUGGAAGAUGCUGCUAGGAGAUUUGAAUGGGCUUUAUUAGAAGAUCAUGAUCAUAUAGAUGCUAGUAUUGGAUUGAGUAAAGUUUUUUUGGACUUGGAAGGAGAGAAAUAUGAGUCCUGUAGAGAUAGAGCAGAACAAAUGUUAGAUAUGGUGACUAAACUUUCUGGUUGGGAUUCAUCAGAAGCAUGGCUUUUAUUAGGAGAGAGUUGGGAAAAAAUGAAUGAUUUAAAAAAUGCUAAAAAAGCAUAUUGGUAUGCCGUAGAAUUAGAAGAUACAAGACCGGUUAGACAUUGGAGAAACGUUUCACCAAGAUUUGUAGCAUAGAUAUUGAAUUUUAAAUAAUGAUUAAAAGUAGAUGAGCUUUUUUAUG
This is a messenger RNA of Pneumocystis carinii B80, 2862 nucleotides long. RefSeq lists its product as hypothetical. Gene Ontology annotation, molecular function: protein binding. NCBI's taxonomy places the organism in Eukaryota, Fungi, Ascomycota, Pneumocystomycetes, Pneumocystales, Pneumocystaceae. The coding region runs from base 72 to 2816 and encodes 914 amino acids. The record is from RefSeq and is a predicted model, not a curated record. The transcript is spliced from 11 exons.